Messenger RNA from Microplitis demolitor, 3304 nucleotides. RefSeq names its product dystrophin. The record is from RefSeq and is a predicted model, not a curated record. NCBI's taxonomy places the organism in Eukaryota, Metazoa, Arthropoda, Insecta, Hymenoptera, Braconidae. Gene Ontology annotation, biological process: synaptic signaling. Gene Ontology annotation, cellular component: plasma membrane. The transcript is spliced from 9 exons. Gene Ontology annotation, molecular function: protein binding; zinc ion binding. Bases 830 to 2992 code for a protein of 720 amino acids.
AUGACUUAUGUAUUUUUAACUUAAUCAACAUCAGUCACAGUGUCAAAUAAGUUUUACUCUAACUGUGCAUGAAAGUUACAUGCACUCAAUUUUUUUGUUUAAAUUGUGUUGAAAUGAUGUCAUAUUUAUCGUCAAUUAUAUGCGUAAUUAUUUUUCUAGCGAGAACUUUACAUAGUGGUGCUACUACUUUCAUUAAAAAAUUGAAUCCUGCUUUUUUCAUAGUAUUUAGAGAUGGACUGUCUUUUGCUACCAUGAAAACUAUUGCAUAAUUCAUCUGACCACGCUUUACAUCAUUAUCUAAAAAUAAGAGAAAAUCAUAAUUGUCUGUCCAGGAUGCACCUUAACGUCAGAUUUAUGAAUUCAAAGAUUUCAGUUUCAUAUCUUACCUCCAAAUGCUUUUAUAUUUAUUAUGCAAGAAGUCAAUGUUUGCUGCUUGAAGAUUGAUGCAGAUGCAGUAGAAGAAGCCACACUUCUAGAAUCCAAAUAAUCAAUAUUUCGAAAAUCUGCAGCGUUGUUUGAAGUCAUAUACCUCUUAGGGAUCUCUCUGUACAUUCGAUGCAGGAUUUGGAUUUUAUAUGUUCAAGAAACUGGUAACUUCACCUACCUUUGAUGUUCAACUGCUUACUUUAGAAGUUGACCUUCGUAAGCUGUCGACUAGAUCUUUCGUGAAUGGCUUCCUGUGACUCCUCACGAAGAUGAAGUUUCAGUCCAGAAAAAAGAAAACAGUUCUUAAUAUUAGAAAUAAUCUAUCAUACAGGCUUUCACCAAUGAUAAAUGUUUAUUCGUGAUAAACUGUAUAGACUCGCAGCACUCAACUCACAAGACGAAAAUGGACGACUUUCAAAAAACGCUAGAAGAUCUUGCAGCUGAACUGGCUGCUGCCGAAGUUAUACGACAAUACUUACAAUAUUCUACUUCUGCAGAAGUUUCCAGUGAAAUAUCUGAAGAGCUGCAAAAAGUUAAAAAUAAAAUAAGUUCUAUUGAAAAGAGAAUAGGAGAUGUUAACAACUAUGCAAGUUUGUUUUCCUCAACGAAUAUAAUUUCGUCUCGAAAUUUUUUGUUGAAACUUGAAGAAUUGAAUAAAAGGUGGAAAUUACUCAAAUUAGCAGUUGACGGUCAAUGUAAGAUACCUCAUGUACUCGAUGUGGAGAAAGAUUCUCCGAAUAACCAAGAGUUUCUUACCACUAGCGUAGAUCAACCUUGGGAACGAGCUCUUACGCCAUCUAAAGUGCCUUAUUAUAUAAACCAUCACUCAGAAACUACUCAUUGGGAUCAUCCUGCAAUGAUCGAAUUAAUGUCAUCAUUAGCUGAUUUAAAUGUUAUACGUUUUUCAGCUUACAGAACUGCGAUGAAGCUUCGAACAGUCCAAAAGAAAUUAUGUCUUGAUGUCUUAAGUAUGUCCUCUGCCGUGGAUAAUUUUGACUCUCAUGGACUACGCGCUCAAAAUGAUAAAUUAAUUGAUAUACCAGAAAUGGUUACCAUUCUUACAUCAUUAUACUCAUUCAUUGCCACUACUAGUACAGUCCAAAUUUCUAUACCUCUGUGUAUAGAUUUAGCUGUGAAUUGGCUAUUAAAUGUGUAUGAUAGUCAAAGAACAGGUCACAUCCGAGUGUUGUCAUUCAAAGUUGGUUUAGUGCUGUUAUGUCAUGGAAAUUUAGAAGAAAAAUACCGAUAUCUAUUCCGUUUGAUUGCGGAUCCGAACAAACUAGUAAAUCAGCGGAAGUUAGGCCUUUUAUUACAUGACUGUAUUCAAGUACCACGUCAACUUGGAGAAGUCGCAGCUUUCGGUGGAUCCAAUAUUGAACCAAGCGUUCGAAGUUGUUUUGAAAAAUCUGGAAUGCAAAGAAGUGAAAUUCAAGCAGCACACUUUUUAUGUUGGCUUCAGCAAGAACCACAAAGUAUGGUUUGGUUACCAGUGCUGCAUCGAUUAGCAGCAGCUGAAAAUGCGAAACACCAAGCAAAGUGCAAUAUCUGCAGAGAGUAUCCGAUAAUUGGAUUCAGAUACCGUUGUUUGAAAUGUUUCAACUUCGACAUGUGUCAAAAAUGUUUUUUUUCUGGAUUUAAAGCCAAAAAUCAUAAAUUAUCGCACCCAAUGCAAGAAUAUUGCACUACCACCACAUCAGGAGAAGAUGUUCGAGAUUUCACAAGAGCUUUACGUAAUAAAUUUAAAUCAAAGAGAUAUUUCCAGAAACAUCCCAGAGUUGGAUAUUUACCAGUCCAGACAGUUCUUGAAGGUGAUGCUUUAGAAAGCCCUUUUCCGUCUCCUCAACAUGGUACAUUAAGCCAUGAUAUGCACUCACGUUUGGAAAUGUUCGCUUCGAGGCUUGCUGAAGUUGAAUUAGCUCGGAAUACGAAAAAUUCUACUCCCGAAAGUGACGAUGAACACCAACUUAUCGCUCAUUAUUGUCAAAGUCUCAAUGAUAGUGCUAUAAAUAUUCCAAGAAGUCCCAUUCAAGUUAUAGCCGCUAUUGAUAUUGAACAAAAGAUUGAACUCGAAGCUAUGAUUCGUGAACUUGAAGAUGAAAAUUCCGUACUUCAAGCAGAAUAUGAAAAUUUACGAUCGAAAGAAAGUUUUGAUCUGAAUCUUGAAAAAUCUGAAAGUAUCCGAAAAUCAGACUCUGACAUGAUUGCAGAAGCAAAAUUACUGAGACAGCAUAAAGGCAGAUUAGAAACACGGAUGCGAAUACUUGAAGACCAUAAUCGUCAAUUGGAAGCGCAAUUACAGCGACUUAAACAACUUUUAAUCGAGAUGGAGAAAUCCAUGAUAGUUGUAAUACAAAUUGUCAAAGACGGCCACCACCACCUCCACCCCAUUUACAAAAUCCAAGAAAUUUGUUACAUGUUAAUGGUUAAUCGUUUAACAACCACCAUUUCUAAAAGACAGAACAACUCCAUAAAUGUUGGACUACUACUUAGGAUUAAAGCUGUGACAUCCCAUCAGCCCUGUGAAGACAGUCUGCAUCAAAUAGGAGCUGCAGUCCAUGUUUAUUAAUUUUGUGUGAAACGAUGAAUUUUUGUAAUUUAUUUCAACAUGCCCAUCUUUAAGAUUGUCAAUAAAAUAGCUGUAGUUAAAUUCCAUUUUAAACAGGAAUAAUUCUACUUAAUCGAUAUCAUGGUCUGCUUUACAAAAACUUGGUAGUUAAAUCUUGAUAAUAAACUAACAAUGAUUAAUAUGAACCUUAUUAUAAUGUUCUAGCUAAUUCGCUCAUUUUUCAAUAAUCUUGUAACUUUUGUAUAUACUUUCAAUACAUCAUAUUAUAUAGUAGUUUGUUAACUUGAAAAUAAACGAAUCCAUUAAUGGAGA